GUUAUGCAUUCAUGACACAGAUGCUUAAAUCUUUGGCUAACGGGAAAAUUGUUCUUGCUCUUGAAGGCGGAUAUGUUUUGGAGCCAUUAUCAGCAUCUGCUUGUGCCUGUUUGUCAGCCUUACUUGGACCUGAAUUGUCACCUUUAGAACAAUAUCAGUUGAUUGGUGGUUUAAAUUCCGUAAAACCAAAUUCGGCUGCUGUUUCUUCAUUUCAGAAAGUUGUAGCCACGCUAAAACAAUAUUGGAAGUUCCCGGAAGAAGUCAUGCGCGAUGACUUUCGAUUUUCACUACCAAGCGAAUGGCGUGCAGUAAAUAGCUUAUCAACGAGGCCAAAACGUGCACCAAAGCCAAAACGUAGAAUGCCUGUAGAAGGUUAA
Molecule: messenger RNA, 377 nt
Organism: Racocetra persica
Lineage: Eukaryota; Fungi; Glomeromycota; Glomeromycetes; Diversisporales; Gigasporaceae
Source: the annotation of a GenBank genome assembly